Messenger RNA from Callorhinchus milii (elephant shark), 1505 nucleotides. It is a transcript of the gene sh2d5, whose product is annotated as SH2 domain containing 5. Gene Ontology annotation, cellular component: postsynaptic density. The transcript is spliced from 6 exons. Bases 10 to 1020 code for a protein of 336 amino acids. The record is from RefSeq and is a predicted model, not a curated record. NCBI's taxonomy places the organism in Eukaryota, Metazoa, Chordata, Chondrichthyes, Chimaeriformes, Callorhinchidae.
ACUGUGUUGAUGGCUCACGCCCUGAGGAGGAUUCUCUACACCACCUGCUGCCCGUCAGACUGCCAGUUCGCCUUCGUUACUCGCAACCCCUUCAGGCCUCCGAGCGAGCUCUACUGUCAUCUGUUUGUCACACGCCAGCCGAACGAGGCAACCCUGCUGAACUUGCAGCUGUGCCGUCUGUUCCAGGUUGAGUACUGCCUGCAGCACAGGAGAGAACGCCAGAGCCCCUCGUCUGCCCCUUGCUGCCCCGAGCAGCAGAGCAAGAAGUGCUCCCCACAGCAAGCCCUUUCCCCCAGGGACGUGAGGGAUCGCUACACAGAGCUCGACGUCUCUCUCAAUGUUAAUGCUCUGGUCUCCUUCAGACUAUCUCGCCGAGACGGGUUGGAAUCAUUGGAGCCGCUGGGUCCGUCGAGCGAAAAGGAUCCAUCGGACAAACCGGGGGCAGAGUGUCCGUUUUCCUCAUUGACCUUGGUCCGAAAGAAAGCAAUCCGUAACAAAGGGAUACGGUCCGGAGCUUACAGGAACUCCACCUUCAAGAGGCAGUUCCAACAAGCGAUAGAGGAUGGGAUCAGUUUCAGCUGGGGCGAUGAGCAUUUGGAGUCCUGGAGGGAUCUAUCUCCCUUACAACAUGAGGAUGUUCUGACGGACACAGUCUGGUCCAGUACUGGAGUUCCCAGAGAAAUCGCCAAGCGCCUCCUUCAGCAUGAUGUCCUAGGAGCUUUCUUACUGUGGGAGAUUCUGAGUCCCACGCCUUCCUGGUCGCUUCUGGUGCAAACGCCUUUCGGAGUGAUCACUUACCUGAUCUGCAGGAACGAGGCUGACGAAUACUACCUGGAGCAUUUGAACACUAUGUUUCCCAGCUUGAAAGCUCUGAUCGAACAUUACACUGAGGUAGAGGAUGACCUGUUCUGUUGCCUGAGCAAUGCCAGGUUGAACCACUGCUACGAGCCUCAAGACUCGGCAGAACCCCGAGACCUGGCCCGAACCACAACCCCUGACCGAGAGAUCGCUUCAGAUUAGGAGCAGCUCAAACUCUGAAGAACUGAAGGAGAGGGUUUGGUCGUGGAUGACCUCCUCCUGUUCCUGCGAAGCCCGCUUGGUCUCGUCCUCCCGCUGGCAAGAGAUUCAACCCGCUCACUCUCACCCAGUCUGAAAUUAUCGGCUGAAGAAAAAAAAAUCACAGUGAAAGCCUUUGGCCCGUAUCAAUGAUCGGGUUCAAGAUUGCACACUUGACCCACUCAUCACAGACAUUUUGCUUCCCUGUUUCGCCAACUGCGCGUAGAUGUAACGUGUGAAAAUAGUUGACGUAUUUAUCCUCGUGCGGUUGGCAAAACAGGGAAACCAAACGGCUGUGAUGAGUGGGUCCAAGCGCCCAGUCUUGAAGCAACUUCAGUUUAGACCGACGAAACAAAAAAUGCUCCAAAGAUGCUGCACACCGAAGCGGGUGGUCGCUCGGCCGUCGCUGAGGUCGAGGUGUUGCCCCCGGGGCGUUCCUCAGGCCUCUC